Molecule: messenger RNA, 4246 nt
Organism: Diabrotica virgifera virgifera (western corn rootworm)
Lineage: Eukaryota; Metazoa; Arthropoda; Insecta; Coleoptera; Chrysomelidae
Exons: 2
Coding region: 311-703 (130 amino acids)
Biological process (GO): hemocyte migration
Source: RefSeq, a predicted model, not a curated record
UGAAGCGGCUUUAGUAAAAAAAUACUCUAUGCAUUUAUUUCAUUUAUCCCGCCGCCCGGUGAAAGCAUUAUCUACACUCGUAGCAUGUGCCGGCAUCUGUCAAAAUAUUUCUCCUCCCGUUUUGCUAGCAACUGAGUAGAUUGAUAGCACUAUCGUUUAUAACAACUGUUUAUAUUAUCAACCCAUUUAAAUUUAACUACACGAGAUGCUACAACACAUCAAAAAGUUAGUGAUUUAAAACAGAAUAAUACACCGAAAAACAGGCCGAAACACUAAAAUAGUAGGUAUGCUCGAGCGAUAAAAAAAGAAAAUGUUGGACUUAAGAGUGACUGUUAUAAUUUUUGUGACUGUUUUAAUGUGUAAAAGUCAGAAUUUUAUGGAAGAAUUUACAGAACACAAACAGAGGGUGGCUAAAUUUGUUUGCGAUGAACCUAUACCUAAAGUUUUGUAUUUACAAGAAUUAUUGACCAGACAAAAGUUAAAACAAUACGAGAUCUAUCUACCGUUUAUGAGACCUUUGGCCACGAUUCUCCACAGAUGUGAAGGCACCGGCUCGUGUGACACCUAUAACGAAAGAUGUCGCCCAUACCACGAAGCAAAAGUAAAAGUAGUCUUCAUAAUCAAAAAUAAUGAAACCAGAUACGAAACCUUCGAGUUCCAGAACCAUACGAAAUGUACAUGCGAGCCUGUGGGAUAUAACUAAUAGUACAGUCAAUGAGAGUAUUUAGCUCCGAAUUCCGUGCUAAAGCAUCAAGUUAUACGUGAUAUUUUCACAGUAAGUAGGGAAUAGCUCAAGAAACAAAGUCUACCUAUGCCAAAAUACGUUUUUAUCUUGGGGGUGGUUCCCACCCCUUCACGAGUGUAGAAAUUUGUUGGUCAAAAUAUCCCCGGGAGUCGUUAUAGGACCUAAUUUUAAUCAAAAAAGGUUGUAUAUUUUUUAUAAACUCAAUACUUUUUGAGUUAUUCGUGAUUAAAAAUUUGCAAUUUUGCAAUGACACCUUAUUGGACGUUUUUUUUUCGAAUAACUUAAAAACUAUGAUUCUACCAAAAAAAAAGUGUAAAAAAACAAUUUUAUAGCCGGAAUGGGACGUUUCGAUGCCGCCGGUUCAUCGCCGGCCCUUUCGAUGCCGCCGGUUCAUCGCCAGUCCAUUUCAUCGCCGUCAUAUCUCGCAUUUCCUAGAAUUCCUUAUUAAUACUAAAAAUAACUAAUAAUUGUAAUUGUCGAAAAUUCGGAAAUAUAUCAAAUAGCGAUUAAUUGACUGGCGAUGAAUCGGCCGGCAUCGGCAUCGAACUGGCAGCAUCGAAACGGCGGCGAUGAAACGUCCUAGACCCUUUUAUAGCUUGUGAAAAAAUGAAGAAAUUCAUUUCUUCAGAAAUCUUUUAAAUUUAAGAAAAAGCGCGAUAUGUUAGUGGAAAGUAGAUUUUUUUGUAAGUGCACAAAUCGGUUCAUUCAUCUUGAAAUAACAGAAAAAUUGUAUAUUUUAAAAAUUUUACGGUUAUAGUUCUGACAACUUUUACAGUGCUUGAAAAUACCUUUACAAUGAGCACCGUUAAAUGUCGAUUGUAUUCAAACUAAGCGAGAUACGAUGCAAAAAGAUUGAUCACUCAUGAGCAGUAUAUUUAACCCCACAUCCACCAGAAUUUAUGUAAAUACAUUGUUUUCCUUCUACAAUAUACUAUUUUUAAAUUCUCUUAAAAGUCUGCCUUUGUCGCCGUGUAAUUCGAUAAUGAUAAUACAUACGAAAAAAAUUUUAGUAUAGAAAUGUAGGGUUUUCUGAAAACAAUUUUAAUUUUUCAUAUUGCUGUAGCAAGAAAACUGUCAGAGAUAUGACUAUUUUAAAUUAUGUUGAUAGAGCGAGUAUCAUCUUUCUUGCUCCCCUUAAUUAUUUACCUUUUAAAAACUAAAUAUUUUAAAUUGAUAUGAUCAAUGUGAAUUUAUAUUCCUUCAAAUAUACUUUCAAAUGGUUGAGUGGAUACGGUAUAUUUGAAAUGAACUGAGUUAUUACAAAGAAAACAAACAACUUUUUUUUUCAAUUUUGGAGCAUAUACGAAUUUUGGCGCAGAUGUGAAUGGGAUCUCACAUCACAUCUCACAUCACAUCUACUCACUUUCCAUAGCUGCUAGUGAAAAGCACUGCUGUAAAAUUGGUAUCACUCGUACCUACAUUACAUGCUUUACAUGUACAUGUACAUUAGAUGCUUUGGAGUAGAUGUAUUAGAGUACAUUAAGAGUGUUUAUUACAAAAUACAAAUUUGGGUAGGUGAUAAAGCUGUCAAGUGUCAGUUUAUUGGGGAUGAAAUAAUGCUAAUGGAUAUUUACAAUCCACAAAAAUGCAUAAAUCACCUACGCCGUAGGAAUUACUAGAAAUAUUUUUUGCAGCUGCAAAAAAGGCACCUCGUACGUCAUGCACCUGCAGAAAUAUCGGGGUUUUUUGUAAUACUACAUGUGGGGGAUGUGCAGGUAUUGUUAAGUGCCAAAACAGUGCUAUGAUAUAUAUGAGAAAGAUGAGAAAGGAGCGAAUGAGAGUGGUGACAGUGAUGUAGAUUAGAAAAGUUAUUGAUAUUACUGCUUUUCUUUAAACGUCUAAAAAAAUUAUAUAUUUUUUUACACAUUUUCUAUAUAUUAUAUUUUUCUAUAUACACAAAGAUAUUUUUAUUUUAAAUGACAAAAAAGUAUCAAAGUCAAGUAAAUAAAGAGAUAAAUAAAUGACAUAAUCAAGUGUAGGUACUUUUUAUUUUUUUUAUUUUAUAUAGAUAAGGGUUGUUUUUAAAGGUUGAAAAAUGAAAAACGAAAACAUUGACCCAAAGUACCGCAUAAGCCCUUAAAGUAUAAAAAUUAAUUAAUGAUAAAAAUUAAUUAGUUUUUCUACAACCGUGUUAAAAAUGCAAUUUUUAGCACUCCAUACGUGCUUUAAAAAUGCUACUUUAAGGCACUAGUGCUUUAAAAUUUUUAUGGCACUGCAAUUCGUAUUGAUCGUAUAGGCAAUUUUGAUAUAAUGUCAAAAAAAUAUAAAAAUUGAAUAUCAGUCGAGUUCAAGUAAAAGUUUUUGUAGAUAUUGUCCUGUAAUUACGUUUGUAGAAAAAAUAUUGUAUGAUAUGCGUGUUAAGAAGUACAUUUUUAAGGCACUCGUGUGAAUUGCAGAACUCGCUUUCGCUCAUUCUGCAAACUUUCACAUGCGUGCCUUAAACGUGUACUUUUAACACUUAUAUCAUAAAUAACUAUUAAUAACUUCAUUUAACACUAUUAAAGCCUAAAAAGUACUUUGAUUUACGUUACAACUAGUUUUAUUCAAUUUUGGCAAUAAAGAGUAGUUUUCAUCCCUAAAAAAUAAUUAUCGGCAUAGGGUAGACGUUGAAUUAAGAAGUAAGUUGAGUCUAUUCAAAUUUCAUCAAAAUCGAUGCAUUAGGAUACAAAUCGGAGGUAAAAGGGAAAAUACACCAUUCAAUUCGGUUGAACAAUGUGGAUGAUUCAACCAAAAUGAACUGUGUAUUUUGCAAUUAUUUAACAAAAGAUUUCAAAAAAUUGAACGUUAAAAAAAGUUGAGACAAUUUCUACUUUCAUUCAACUUCGUUGAACAACUGAAAUGAUUCAUCCACAUUAACGCGUCUAUACAAGGUAUGUCGGUUGUGUUCGAUUCAACCGUUUAUUUCAUUUUGAAUUGUGGUGCUUGUUUCGUAUUUUAUUUAAAGAAAUACGUAAUAAUUUCAUUUAAUAAUGGUGCAUAGAUGUAAAAACAAAAAAACUCCAAUAUUUCUCGACUUAAAAAAUAACGAAUUGGAUCAUCUACAUUGUUCAACUGAAUUGAAUGAAAAACUCGGUUCAACUUCGUUCAAUAUUCAUUUUGGAUGAUCAUUUUCGACGAUUAAUAGUUUACACGAUUGAUUUAUUUUUCACUUUGGAUGAUUCAUCCGGGAUCAUCAUCCAAAGUGUACCGUGAAAACGCGCCUUUACAUAAAAAUCACGAAUUAAAUCAUCUACAUUGUUCAACUGAAUUGAAUGAAAAAUAAUUGAAGCGUGUAUAUGUAUGCUGUUCAAUUUGAUUGAACAAUGUAAUUGAACCAUCCACAUUGUUCAACCGAAUUGAAUGGUGUAUUUCCACCUUUAUAGCCCAUCGUAGCUCUCAUUGACUGGAGUAUAAGCUGCUGUAAUUAAAUACAUUGUUGCAACGUGUGGUGCACGAAACUGUGAUAAGAAUUGUUCUGUGAUAAUAUUUGAUAUUAAUAAAUUAUUAAUGAUUUUUUAAGAA